UUUUCGAAUUCUCUUGGAAAACAUUAAAACAAAGAUCUACUUUUUAAAUAUCUUUCAGGACACUUGACACAUUCCAGAGAAAAGCUGUGUUUUUGGGGGUGUUUUUUUUUUUUUUUUUACUGCAGAGUUCAGAAGAAUCUGUAUUCUCUGGGAUUUUUAAAUAAAUAUAAAAUGAAAACAGUUUAAAGCUUAGCCUUCAAAAUGAAUGUUGAAAAGUCAGAUGACAAAGCAGAGAAUGGCUUGAAGUCUUCCUUAUUUAUAAGGGAUGAAAAUGGAAAUAACUAUGCAUGUCACAGAGCUGCCCCUUCUUUAAAGAAUUGUACCACAGAGACAGAGGAUAAUUUGACUGACCAAAAUACAGUGACUGAGCAUGAAGAUGAUACCACCAUUCUUAAAAAUAACAGUGAUUUCAGAAGUAUUCUUUUGAAACAGCAGGGUGUUGAAGCACUUCAUCUGCAGAAGACACCUGGUAAAUACAACUGCACAGGAGCUCUGUUGGGAGAUGCAGAUGCUGCAUGUGAGUAUCCUUUGAACUGUGACUUGAAAGAAGCAACAAACUUACUGAAAGGUGAUGUUGCUGUGGCAAAAAGGCAAAGUCAGAGCAUCAAACAAUCGGUGCCUUACAGUCAGACUGACUCUGAGUGUGUAUUACCACCUCCUGCUUCAGAACAGAACACAAAGUCCCUGGUAGACAACAGGGCAUGCUGCCACCUGACCGCGUUGAAUGUUACUAAUGUUAUAGGUGAAACUCUGGGAACUGAUCAAAAUGAUGACAUGUAUCCAAGAGAAACACUAAUCUCUUCUAAAGUAUGUAUGAGAGAGCAAUCUGAUAGAAUCAGCUCAGAAAGAACACCUAAUUUCUUCUCUGCAAUAGUGGCUUCAGAAAGCCUAGACCUAGCCCGUUCAGAACCUGAAGUCUGUUGUCCUUCCCCUGCAGGCAUCAAGCGCUACCUAAAUAACACUAAUAAGCCUGAUAAAGAAUCACAGGAAACAGAAGCAGAGUCUGUAAAACCAGCUGCUGGAUGUAGAGAUCCUUAUACGCAAGAUGCAUUAUCACCAUGUGUUAAUUUUAAUGAAGACGACCAAGUCAAAUCCUUGCAGGAUACGCCUGAUCAUGGUGAGACUGGGAAUUUCAGUGCUAAAACAUGCAUGGAUGGUCCUGUAAAUAAUGUGCCCCUUCUCCCACUAAAUAAAAUGGAUGAAGAACAAUUAUCAAAGAAAACCAGUGAACUCUUAACCAGAGAACAGUGUAUCUCUGGAAAUGCUGCUCUUUGGGAUACGUGCAACACCUCUUUCGUAUCUUACAGUGUACCACCAUUAAAGAGGGCUGUUACACCUGAUCUGAAAUGUGAAGCAACUUUUGUGGUCUUCAGUCCUAUGGCUGACGAAAGCGAUCCAGCUCUAUGUACUUCAACCCCUAAAGAACUAUCAAAAAACACAACUUUCUGUGUUCCAGCCAUGGUGGAACCCAGAGACAAGUCUCCCAAACUGAGACCAAAUGAGGCAUUUGUAGGAGGGCAUAAUAAGCAGCCUUUGCGUAAGGCUAGUUCAGGACAAACUGUAGGAAAAACGGUGGGCAGGUCUCCUAUUGUGUCAACACUAACCAAAGCAAAGAAAUCCGAGAUCGUUAGUUUUCCCAGACCUAAUUUCAAAAACGUUAAGCCAAAGGUUAUGUCUAGACCUUCUCUACAGUCAAGAGACAGUGCAGCCUUGAAACAGUCUCCCCAGUCCCCCCAGCUAUCAGCUGGCUCCUCACCCUCACUAGUUGCUUCCCCAAGGCAAUUGUCCCCCUCUAUAAAAGUGCUGAAAAAGAAAAUAGAUCUUGCUAAAGAUAGUGCAGUGGAUUUGCCUGUGGAUAAGCCCCACAAGCUACAUCUUAACAAACACCUCUUCACUAGCCAAGAUGUACAUGCCACAACACAUCCCAGAAACGCUUCCCACAAGGCUUCAAAGACACCUCUGUUAAAACAGAAUCCGGAAGACACUGGCAAAGCAAACUCUACCCAUUCAGCAUGCUCCUCUGCUUCUACUGCGCUUCCAGCAUGUGUAGAGAACUCGAAAGAAAUGCUGAAUGAUAAAAUGGAAAGUUCAGACUCUUUAGUGCAGCCCUGUGCUCAGAACACCUACCUGCCUGGAGGUGAAGGUGAGCAAAGCAGCAACGUGGGAACCUUUCUGGAAGCAGCCUUGUUAAAAGAUGUGGCCAAUGAAACAUUUGACCUGCACUCUGUUCCUUUGCAGAUGCCUUCUGUGAAGGAUGGGACAACACCAGGGAAAAGCAUGCUGAAGAAAGGUCCACUCACACUACGGGGUUCAUCAACUCCCAAGGUUAAAACGAUGCCAUCUGUGUUGCCCUUGAAGAGAGGAUGUGAAAAUAAAACUAUCGGUGCAGUUAAAACACCUCACAAAGGGGCUGUUCAGUCAUCAAGCUCUGGAUCUUUGCCAAGAGAGUGGCAUGCCUCCGUGAAAAAUUCUCCAGUCUCUUGGGCUAGCUCCGGUAAACCACUCACCAAAUCCAAAGUGCCUGUCAAAAGAUCAGUGCUUGAGAGAACUCCUAGCAUCUCGUCAGUCAGCAGCGCUCAGAGUGAGCCAAGUCAUUUCAGCAGUAACUCUGCAAGUGCCACAGUCAUUAUCAAGAAUGGAGAAUGGCCUACAAAACCAGCCUGCCAGAAUGGUACUUCUGCUCCUGUCCCUUUGAAAGCAGUACCAAGACCUAGGUUACACUCAUUGAAGUCAACCCCGAAAGGAGCCAAAGCCAGGUCUGUUUCACUGAACCAGUGCACAUCAAAAUUAUCUGGACCACUGCACUCAGCAAGGAAAGUCAGUGAGACUAGAGGUACUUCUGGAAGAAAUGGACACCAAAGCCUAUCUUACUUGGGUUCUGUUGACAAAGGCAAGCAGCAGUGUCCCAGGAGCUCGUGCAUACCAACUCAAGCCUCCUCAGAUGUGCAUUCGCUUGGUACAAAAGCAGCUGAGCUGACACAGUACAAAACAAAAUGUGAGACCCAAAGUGGAAUCAUCCUGCAGCUGAAAAGAUUCCUGACAAGCAGCAACCAGAAGUUUGAAGCAUUGACAGUUGUGAUCCAGCACCUGCAGUCUGAGAGGGAGGAAGCACUGAAGCAGCGCAAAGAGUUAUCUCAAGAACUGGUUACCCUUCGAGGAGAACUAGUAACCACUUCUGCAGCUUGUGAGAAAUUGGAGAGAGACAGGAAUGAACUGCAGGUUGCUUAUGAAGGGUUUUUGCAGAAGUUAAAUGAGCAACAUCACAAUGAUUUGGCUGAGCUGGAGGAGAGGCUUAAACAGUUUUACACCGCAGAAUGUGAGAAACUCCAAAGCAUAUGCAUUGAAGAAGCUGAGAAGUACAAAGCGCAACUCCAAGAGCAGGUGGACAAUUUAAAUACCACACAUGAAAACUUUAAGCUGGAACUUGAAAGGAGCCACUCAGAAAAAGUAGAGGAGCUGAAAAAGGAGUAUGAAUCUUCUUUUUCAGAGCUCAAGAGCGCUCAUGAAUCUGAAAGGAAGUCGCUUGAAGAUUCCUUUACAGAGAAGCAGGAAUCGCUAGAGAAAAAAAUCGAUGAAUUAAAAUGUGAAAAUGACUCUCUGAGUGAGAAGUUGAAAUUAGAAGAGCAAAAACAAGUAGCCAAAGAAAAAGCCAAUCUUAAAAACCCGCAGAUUAUGUACCUGGAACAGGAGCUGGAGAGCCUGAAAGCAGUGCUGGAGAUCAAGAAUGAGAAACUCCACGAGCAGGAUAUAAAGCUUAUGAAGAUGGAGAAAUUGCUGGAGAACAACACAAUCUUAAUGGAUAAAUUAAAGAAGGUUCAGCAAGAAAAUGAAGAAUUAAAAGCUCGGAUGGACAAACACAUGGAACUUUCAAGGCAACUUUCUACGGAGCAAGCUGUUUUACAGGAGUCCCUGGAGAAAGAAUCAAAAGUGAACAAGCGCCUGUCAAUGGAAAAUGAAGAACUGCUGUGGAAGUUGCACAAUGGUGACCUAUGCAGCCCAAGAAAACUGUCUCCCAGUUCUCCAUCUGUGCCUCUUCAGUCCCCACGGAAUUCUGGUAACUUCUCUAGUCCUACAGUAUCACCAAGAUGACAUCUCUUGAGAGAAAGAGGGGAUUGCAUUUCAUUUGUGAUCUGCAGAACCAAUCCUCAUUUCAAUCACAGGAACAAGAGCUAUAUUAGCCAAAUGUGGCAACUAAACAUAACUGGAAACUAUUUGGUGCAAAAGUGGCGGUAAGAGACUUGAGAAUAUGGGAGUAAGACAUUCAUGUUGCUCUUCCCAAAAGACUUGUUUAUGACCUCUAUGGACAUUGUUGCACAAAGCACUUACAGAGCAAGAAAAGACUUGUUCAUUGCCUUUUCACCUAACUAUAAGGAAAAGCUCAGGGGCUUAGAGAUAAAGAUCACCACCUUUAUAAUAUGUUCCUAUCACAAACACUUUUUUAAAGGCUGUGUGUAUGUGUGUGUGCGUGCGCGUGCUGUGUGUGGAAUGGAUGUAACACACUGUGCGUGUGUCUAAUGCUGCCUUCUUUGCUGUGUAUGUAAUAAAGGAUAAAAGCUGAAGACUGUACAUUGAUGUGUACUUUCUUAACGCUGUUGUCAGGAUGCAUGCUUUUAGCAGAGAGUAUCCUCACCUGGGAAUGAAGAGAAACUGCCACUAGUACUUAGGUUAGUUUCCUUCAUCUUUCUGGCUUUGGCUCAGUAAGAAAAAAAGCCUGAAAAGCUUAGUUAACUGACUCCUUAGUGUCUUGGCUGACCUCAGUAUGUAACUCUGAAUUCACUUUACAAACAGACUGAACUGCAGCCAUAUUUUGCAUGGAUGCUCAUAACAUCCAUGCACAACUCUGCCAUUUACAAGGAGACUUUUUUUUGCAGCAUACCGUGAAUUUUGGCUUACAAGCUACAAGGCUAUAGUCAGAACUAUGGUAGCCCUCAAGGUCAGAAGUUACCAGUUGAGUUGCAGGUUUAGAAAACUAAAUCUCUCAUUGUACCUGCUGAAAUGGAAUUGCAUAUUUCCCCAAAACAGCAUGUCCACUGCUGAAGCCAUCUGCUGAGGAUAAACUAGAUACAGAUUUGAAAGCCAAAGAGAAAAAUGCAAUAAUUGUCAUUAGGUGCAUUCUUAAAUCAGUUCUCAAGAAGAAUCUGAAGUAAUUUGUGAGUUCCAAUGUAUCUGGGAACACACUUUGCCUUUUUAAGCAUUAGCAUUUGUAUUAACAUCCUUCAGGGUCGGCUGAGUUCACCUGAGAAGGGAGAAGUGACAGCUGUCUAUUUAGCUUGCUAAUUCUGCCAUAGCUUCCCUUUUAGAUUGGAGGGUAUCAGUGUGUUGCCAGUUCAUGUGGCAAAAGAUCCUAUACAAGAGAUUCUGUAAUGUAGGGAAAAAAAAACUGUCCUGGCUGCUGAAACUGGAGGCUGAGAGCACCAGCACUUCUGGAAAUGUCAUGUGCUCAGCUUCAACAAGAUAAUCAUGUAGCCUGCUACACCCUUGGUCACACCUGUUUAAGAUGUCUACAUUGUACCUACUAAACACAGGUUCAACCUCAAAUUAGUAUUACAAAACAGUAUCUUACAAGCUUACAGUAGCUUGAGGUUUACAGCACCACUUCCAGGACCAAUGGUAUAUGAUGGCUUAGUUAAUGGUGUUGGUAGCCAGCUCUGCUAGUAACUGCUCUGGUAAAUGGUAUCUAUGUGCUGAGUUUCCCUCUUUUUCAGUAGCUUGGGGGCAGGAACAAAGGGGGUGGGAAGUGUUUGGGUAACUCAGCUGGAGAACCAGUUCAAACCAUUUUGCCCAAGACUUGAAAAUUCUUGGCUAGUAAUGAGGAACACAAAGAUAUAAACAAGACUGUUAACAGUGCUCAUACAGUAAAACUUGUAAUAUAGUUGUGAUUGACUAUUUAAUCAUUAAAUUUACUUAAUUUUUCAUAAUGUGCAAGCUAAGGGUGCCAUUUCUGUGGAACGUUAUGCUCUCCUUUACUCUUUAAGGCACUGUACAGUACCACUUGUUAGUGGUGUCAGUACUUCCAAUGUUUUCUAGGGGUUUUAAAUUGAACUACAAAGAUCCUCUGUGGGCUGCAACUGGGCUUAAAGUGUAUCUUGGAACAUUCUUAUUUUCUAUGGUCAAAGCGAUCUGAUUACAUGUAUUUGAGCUGAAUGCUUAAAUAAAUUUUUUGUACCAAUUGAA
Messenger RNA from Melopsittacus undulatus (budgerigar), 6174 nucleotides. It is a transcript of the gene MTUS1, whose product is annotated as microtubule associated scaffold protein 1. The coding region runs from base 202 to 4089 and encodes 1295 amino acids. The record is from RefSeq and is a predicted model, not a curated record. Gene Ontology annotation, molecular function: microtubule binding. The transcript is spliced from 15 exons. Gene Ontology annotation, cellular component: nucleus; cytoplasm. Gene Ontology annotation, biological process: regulation of macrophage chemotaxis. Lineage: Eukaryota; Metazoa; Chordata; Aves; Psittaciformes; Psittaculidae.